Molecule: messenger RNA, 2146 nt
Organism: Phragmites australis (common reed)
Lineage: Eukaryota; Viridiplantae; Streptophyta; Magnoliopsida; Poales; Poaceae
Product: sulfhydryl oxidase 1-like
Exons: 12
Coding region: 170-1720 (516 amino acids)
Biological process (GO): protein folding
Cellular component (GO): Golgi membrane
Molecular function (GO): protein disulfide isomerase activity; flavin-dependent sulfhydryl oxidase activity
Source: RefSeq, a predicted model, not a curated record
UUUUCCUAAAGAGGCGGAAAAAAAUCAUUCCUACACCCAGGCUUUGCUAGCCCCACCGCUAGGAGCAGCAGGAGAGAGGACUCGAGGAGGGGGCAGGUGUCCGAAACGGAUCGCCAAACCCCGCACCAGCCCGCCCCCGCAGGAGAGAGAUCCGAGCCCGCCGCGAUCCAUGGCGGCGCGCGUCCUCCUCGCCCUCGCCGUCGUCGCCGCCUUCCUCGCCACGGCGCCUCGCGGGGCGGCCGCGCUCCGGUCGCUCGGCGUCCGCGACGGAGCGGGGGCUGCCGACGCCGCCGUGGACCUCAACGCCACCAACUUGGACGCAUUCCUCAAGGCCUCGCCGGAGUCGUUCGCGGUCGUCGAGUUCUUCGCCCACUGGUGUCCAGCUUGCAGAAACUACAAGCCUCACUAUGAGAAGGUUGCAAAACUUUUCAAUGGUCCAGAUGCUGCACAUCCAGGGAUUAUAGUGAUGGCAAGGGUUGAUUGUGCAUCAAAGGUGAACAUGGAUCUUUGCAGUAGAUUCUCUGUUGACCAUUAUCCUUUCCUAUUAUGGGGUCCGCCGACAAAAUUUGCUUCCGCUCAAUGGAAACCAAAGCAAGAGAACAGUGAAAUAGAAUUAAUUGAUGAUGGAAGAACAGCAGAGCGUUUACUUAAGUGGAUAAAUAAGAAGAUGGGAAGCUCUUUCAGUUUGGAUGACAAAAAAUAUGAGAACGAAAGUAUGCUCCCACAAAAUGCUUCAGAUCCUGAACAGAUUGUUCGAGCAAUUUAUGAUGUUGAGGAAGCAACAGCUCAUGCUUUACAGAUAAUUUUGGGGCAUAAGAUGAUAAAACCAGAGACCCGCAACUCACUUAUUAGGUUUUUACAAAUUUUGGUGGCUCAUCAUCCAUCCAAGAGGUGUCGGAGGGGAUCUGCUGAGCUACUCAUUAACUUUGAUGAUCACUGGCCUACAAACCUCUCAUUAAGUUCGCAAGAGAGUUCUAGAUUGUUGGAAAGUGUUGCAGCAGAUAACCACUGGAUCUGUGGAAAGGAGGUGCCACGUGGAUAUUGGAUGUUCUGCCGUGGAAGUAAUAGUGAAACAAGAGGAUUUAGCUGUGGUCUAUGGGUCAUGCUGCAUUCACUAACUGUUCGAAUUGGUGAUGGAGAAAGCCAAUCAACAUUUACAUCAAUAUGUGAUUUCAUACACAAUUUCUUCAUCUGUGAGGAAUGCCGCAAGCACUUCUAUGAAAUGUGUUCAAGUGUAUCAGUUCCCUUCAAGUCUACGCGUGACCUCGCCCUCUGGCUAUGGAACACACAUAACAAAGUUAACGAGAGGUUGAUGAAAGAAGAAAAGGAUUUAGGAAGUGGUGAUCCAUCAUUUCCUAAGGUUAUCUGGCCUACAAAGCAGCUCUGCCCAUCGUGCUACCGUUCUUCAAGUAGUACUGCUGAUGGAGCCGUGCAGGUUGACUGGAAUGAGGAUGAAGUAUUUAAUUUCUUGGUUAACUACUAUGGGAAGAUGCUUGUAUCAUCCUACAAGGAGACCUACAUGGAGUCUCUUCUUCAAGAGAAGAAGCAAGUGGGCUCAAUUUCUGAUGAUUCUUCCGCAUCCAGUGCUGCGGCAGUCCCAAUUGGAGCCGCCCUGGGUGUUGCCGUUGCUAGCUGUACAUUUGGGGCAUUGGCUUGCUUCUGGAGGACCCAACAGAAGAACAGAAAGUACUACCCUUUACGUUCUUUAAAGAAAAUAUGACUAAAAACUUUUAGGCAAAGAAAGAACUGGAACUGAAAAUUAUGCAUCCCUUGAGCACCCUACACUGCAUGUCUGCAUCAGAGGGAGCCUCCGUGAAUGUAUAUUUUCUGGACGGGUUAUCUUGGCAAGUACCCGAAAGAGUGGAAAAGGCAAAUGCUUAUCAGAUGAAAAACAUACAGAAGUACGAAGAUUUACUCGUGCUGACUCACGUGAUUGUUUGUGCAACGGCGUGAGCUUUGUUGCACCAGGUCAUAGGUUUAACGUGUAACCUCUGUUACCAUAUAGUUUUUUGUGGGUGUGGAUGGAAUUUGACCAAUUUAAUGAGUGAAAAUUAAAUUAAAAUUUCUGUUGUGCAUCUCUUGUCCUGAACUGAAGCCUCUUGUGCACAACAAGAGCUCUGUUGUUAUACUUGUUUAUGUAAUAGUA